This is a messenger RNA of Drosophila rhopaloa, 1581 nucleotides long. RefSeq names its product cytochrome P450 4d8 (gene Cyp4d8). The record is from RefSeq and is a predicted model, not a curated record. Gene Ontology annotation, molecular function: monooxygenase activity; iron ion binding; heme binding. Bases 2 to 1525 code for a protein of 507 amino acids. The transcript is spliced from 4 exons. Lineage: Eukaryota; Metazoa; Arthropoda; Insecta; Diptera; Drosophilidae.
AAUGCUGCUGUUCUUGCUGGUUGUGCUGCUUGUCGCCGCGGGAUGGAUCGUCCAUCUUGGCCAGGCCGAUCGCCGCCGCAAAGUGGCCAAUUUGCCGGGACCCGUGUGUCCGCCCCUCAUUGGCGCCCUCCAACUGAUGCUCCGUUUAAACCCAAAAACCUUUCUGAAGUUGGGUCGUGAGUAUGUGACCAAGUAUGGUCACCUCCAGCGAGUGUGGGUCUUCAAUCGCCUGCUGAUCAUGAGUGGCGAUGCGGAGUUGAACGAGCAGCUGCUGAGCAGCCAGGAGCACCUGGUAAAGCAUCCUGUCUACAAGGUCCUUGGUCAGUGGCUGGGCAACGGAUUACUGCUCAGCGACGGAAAAGUGUGGCACCAGCGCCGCAAGAUCAUCACGCCCACGUUCCACUUUUCGAUCCUCGAGCAAUUCGUGGAGGUGUUCGAUCAGCAGUCGAACAUUUGUGUCCAAAGAUUGGCGCAGAAGGCGAAUGGCGAGACCUUCGAUGUCUACCGGAAUAUUUGUGCAGCCGCAUUGGACAUUAUAGCCGAGACAGCCAUGGGCACUAAGAUAUAUGCUCAGGCCAACGAGAGCACACCCUACGCAGAGGCAGUCAAUGAAUGUACUGCCUUAUUGAGCUGGCGAUUCAUGUCGGUUUACCUGCAAGUGGAAUUGCUUUUCACUCUCACCCAUCCGCACUUGAAGUGGCGCCAGACGCAGCUCAUCCGCACAAUGCAAGCCUUUACCAUCAAGGUGAUCGAGCAGCGUCGUCAGGCUUUAGAGGAUCAGCAGAAGCAAUCCCGAUUGGCGGAUGCCGCGGACGAAGAUGUGGGCUCCAAGCGACGGAUGGCUCUGUUGGAUGUCCUGCUGAUGUCCACUGUUGAUGGCAAGCCACUGACCAACGACGAGAUCCGCGAGGAGGUGGACACCUUCAUGUUCGAGGGCCACGAUACCACCACAAGUGCUCUGUCCUUUUGCCUGCACGAGCUUUCGAGGCAUCCGGAGGUCCAGGAUAAGAUGCUGGAGGAGAUCCUGCGGGUUCUGGGCAACGAUCGCAGCAGAGCAGUCAGCAUUCGAGAUCUCGGGGAGCUCAAGUACAUGGAGUGCGUCAUCAAGGAGUCGCUCAGGAUGUAUCCACCAGUGCCGAUUGUGGGUCGCAAACUACAGACUGAUUUUAAGUACACGAAUUCUGUGUACGGAAAUGGAGUUAUCCCAGCGGGCUCAGAGAUUAUAAUAGGCAUUUUCGGAGUCCACCGUCAACCGGAGACCUUCUCCAAUCCAGAUGAGUUCAUCCCAGAGCGCCACGAAGACGGAAGUCGCGUGGCCCCCUUCAAGAUGAUACCUUUCAGUGCCGGACCGCGGAAUUGUAUUGGCCAGAAGUUUGCCCAGCUGGAGAUGAAGAUGAUGCUGGCCAAGAUUGUGAGGGAGUACGAACUCCUGCCAAUGGGCAAGCGGGUGGAGUGCGUCGUCAACAUCGUCCUGCGAUCGGAUACCGGCUUUCAGCUGGGAAUGCGCAAGCGCAGCACUACAUGAGUAUUCAGGAUUAUACAGGGACUUAUAUAUUAAAUUGUUUUUAUUUCUACUGACUA